UCUCCCUCACAGUUGCUGCCCUCAGGCUUCUCAAUGCCUCACCGUAGCUACUACGACAGGAUGCCCAAUAAUGAGGUGGAACAGACAUAUAAACAAUACAUUAAGGACACAGUGAAGCUUUUUGAUGCAACUGGACCAGACGCUCUUGAAUUUGCAGCACACCUCUACCAUUACGAGAGCCGCAUUGCUGAGAUCACACCUCCAGAGAGCGUUCUGAAGGACCCACAGGCUUCUAACAAUCUAAUAUCCAUUGGUGAACUUUCCCAGAUUGCUCGAAGUGUUCCCUGGCUUGCUCUCCUCCGACAAAUGUUUCCAAAUAGUAAAUUGGAUCACAGAACUGAUGUGCUGGUGGUCUCUCGAGAGUACUUCAGUGAUGUCUCCGAGCUCAUAUCAACAACUGAUAGAAAGUACAGUACAACUCAUUGUAUUCAUUUAUUAGUCUUGUGUAAGCAAGGUUCUUGAGUGAGUGAAGUAAUG
This is a messenger RNA of Procambarus clarkii (red swamp crayfish), 477 nucleotides long. Lineage: Eukaryota; Metazoa; Arthropoda; Malacostraca; Decapoda; Cambaridae. The record is from RefSeq and is a predicted model, not a curated record.